Molecule: messenger RNA, 4018 nt
Organism: Salmo salar (Atlantic salmon)
Lineage: Eukaryota; Metazoa; Chordata; Actinopteri; Salmoniformes; Salmonidae
Product: laminin subunit gamma-2
Biological process (GO): animal organ morphogenesis; tissue development; axon guidance
Cellular component (GO): basement membrane
Source: RefSeq, a predicted model, not a curated record
UGAAUCACACGUGAGUAACCUUCCAGCUGUGAGACUGUCCUCGACAUGCCACAGCCUGCCACGGGGAGGUGUUAAAAGAGGCUCACCUGGGGAUGUUGAGCAGAAACAUCAGGUGUAGCCAGCCUGAUCAGCCUGUUAGUUUGAUUGUACUUAUAUGAGAAUUUUGAUCUGCUUAAUUCCCAUUCGAUUUUCUGUGACCAUGAAGAGCAGUUGGAUAUUUCUGUGUGGACUUUAUCUUUGUACCUGGUCGUCUAUCCAAGGAACCUACAGAUAUGGAGGAUCAGACAUCUGUGAAUGCAGUGGAAAGUCACGUUAUUGCUUGCAUGACUCUGGGGGCCUCCAUUGUGUGGACUGCCAAGACAACACUGAGGGAAGGCAUUGUGAGAGGUGCAAGGAGGGAUUCUACCACCAGAGGGCAGGAGACAGUUGUCUGCCGUGUAACUGCAGCCCUAUAGGUUCUGUAGGCGCCCACUGUGACAGUAGAGGACGCUGCAGCUGUAGAGCGGGAACACAGGGGGAGAAAUGUGACCGAUGUCAGAAUGGAACACCUAUCAGCUCAAAUGGCUGUGCUGCUAAUGGUGGCCAGCUCACUGACAACUCAGUGACAGCUCAAUCUCUACCUUGCUUUUGCUAUGGACACUCGACUGAGUGCUCCACAGCCAAGGGAUACUCAGUUCACACAAUCACUUCAACCUUCGACGAUGGGCCAGAGGGGUGGCGAGCUGCCACAGUUCACGGUGUGACCCCGUCUCAAGUCCACUUCCGCUGGUCCCCCACUCAUCAUGACAUUGAGGUCAUCUCCAAAGACAUCCUGCCUGUUUACCUCUAUGCCCCUGACUCUUACCUGGGCAACCAGGAGCUGAGCUACGGUCAGAACCUGUCCUUCUCCCUGAGGCUGGACCGAGGGGUUCGCCAUCCGUCCAUGGCUGAUGUGGUGCUGGAGGGAUCUGGGCUGAGCGUGGCAGCUUCCCUGGGAGACCUGCAGACCAUCGUUCCCAGUGGACAGAAGAUUACCUACACAUUCAGACUGGAUGAGCAACAAGGCAGUGAAUGGAGGCCCCGCCUUUCAUCUUUCCAGUUUCAAACACUCCUCCACAAUCUGACUGACAUUAAAAUCCGUGGGACAUUUGGAGAAAAUGGGCGUGGUUACCUUGACGACGUGCACAUGGAGUCUGCCCGUCGAGGUGCCGGGUCCCCAGCUGCAUGGGUACAGAAAUGUAGCUGCCCAGUGGGAUAUGAGGGCCAGUUCUGUGAGAAGUGUGCUGCAGGCUAUAAAAGAAGUUCCCCAAGCAAAGGUCCAUACAGCUCCUGUGAGCCCUGCAGCUGUAGAGGUGGAAGCUGUGACUCUGAAACAGGAGACUGUUACUCUGCAGAUGAGACCCCUGGUCGCCAGACCUGCCCGCCAGGGUAUUAUAAUGACCCUGCCCAGCCACAGUCUUGUCUGAAGUGUACCUGUCCCAAUGGAGGUGCCUGCUCCGUGAGCCCAUAUUCCCUGGAGGUCAAGUGUGACCUCUGUCCACCUGGCACCACUGGCUCACGUUGCCACACCUGCCAGGAUGGUUUCUAUGGUGAUCCCUUGGGUGAAGAUGGCAUCCAGAGGCCAUGUCGGCGCUGCCAGUGCAACGGGCACAUGGACCCAAACACCGUCCGUAGCUGUGACCCACAGACAGGGGAGUGCCUGCAAUGCCUAAAGCAUACCACUGGCCUUUUCUGUGAGAGGUGUCUGGAGGGCUAUCACCACAGCAUGCCAUCAGAGGCAUGCAAACCUUGUGGCUGCAAUUCUCAGGGCUCUCUGCACAACAAAUGCAGUGACCAGGGCCAGUGUUCUUGCAGAGAAGGCUUUGAGGGUCUGAAGUGCCAGCGUUCCGCAUGUCCCUCCUGCUUCAACCUUGUCAAGACUGAGAUCGAGGGGUAUAGUCGUAAACUAUGGGAGAUAGAAACUCUGUUUACGGGCAUGGAGAGUGGCAGUCUGCCAGUUAACGACGCCCAGAUGGAGAAAGCCAUCAGAACAGCAGAGGACAUAGUCACAGACCUGCAGAGAAAUGCACAGACACUCUCUGAAUCAGAGAAAGACUUACAGGCCCGGCUCUCAGACAUCAGUGCAACCCAGCUGAGUGAAGGCAGAGACAUCCAGGCAAUCUCCAACACCAUUGACAACAUCAAGUUGCAGGACCAGAAGUACCAACGACAGGUAUCUGAUGUCCAGACACUCAUCAGCGAUGUGCGGCGCAAACUAGAAGAGGCAAGAUUCAACAUCAAACAAGCUGAAUUCCCCUUAGGUGAUGCAGAGGCGGGCACGGACACCCUCUCUUCUCUGGUUCAGAGAGCAACAGACCUGGCUGAGAAACAUCAGAGCAAAUCGGGGACAGUGGAGAAGACAGCAAACGGUGCCCUUGCAAAGUCAGAGAAGUCCCUGGCACUCAUGAGAUCGGUCAUGACAGGGGAAAACAAGAUCAAGGAGCUUAUCAGUGAUCUCAAAACCAAGUAUGAUGAGAACUCAGCCCAGGUGAAGGCCAUGGAGAGCCUGGCCACUCGCCUGAGCAGCUCUGCCCGAGAUGAGAGCAGGAUGGCAACUGACACUCUGGAGCAGAUAGCCUCCCUGGAGCCGGGAAUCCCUCGUCCUCUCAAGAAGGACAUUGACAGUGUGUUGGCUAAAUUGGAUGGCCUGAGAGAACGGGUGGAGAAGAACCUAACAGUGUACAAGGCACUGCAAGAGGACACCCAGGAGGACAAGGCCGCAGUAGAGGAUCUCCUAGCCCAGGGGAAGGCAGCUCAACAGAAAUUUGACCAGCUCCUUGACAGAGCAAAUGAUGCGAAGGCUGACACAGAACUGGCCCUGAAGGAUAUCACGGAUAAUAUUGAUGGGGUGGAUAAUGUACUGGAGAUGCUAAGAGGGUUUGAUGGCCAGAUCAACAAGAACAAGGCAUUGGCCGACGAGGCCAUAAAGAAGCUCCCUGGCAUCAACGCCACCAUUCAUCAAGCUGUUGGCAACAACUCAGAGACCCUAUUCAUCAUAGGCAGUGUGUCUGGAGACUACAAUGAUGCACUGGACACUGUCAGCAGCCUGGAAUCUGUGGUCUCUCGACUGGAGGGAAUGUCCGGCUCUUUACCAGUUCCUCCUGCUGAUCUGUUGAAGGACGCCACCAAGCUGAACGAGGAUGUGCAGGGUCUGCAGAAGCAGGCAGUGGCCACUGUGGCCAAAGUGGCAGCAGAGAGGGCUAACGCUGAGAUACAGAAACGCAGAGCUGCAGAGGCUUCAAUGGGAGCAACUGGUGCUUACAACAAUGCCAAGCACACCAGAGACGCUGUGGGAGAAACACUCCUGGUCAUCAAUAACCUUCUGAGCAUGAUCGGUAAACCUGGCAGUGUGGACGAGGAGAGGCUAGGGGAGUUGGAGCAGUCCAUCACCAGCGCUCGUGGCCAGGUCAACCUACAGCUCCAGCCUCGACUGCAGGACCUGGAAGAGAAGGAGGCCAGCCAGAGGACCAGGUUGACUGGCCUCAACCUAGAUAUUGAUAUGAUCCUAGACGACAUCAGGAACUUGGAGGACAUACACUCGAACAUCCCUAACGGCUGCUUCAACUCCCCACCUAUUGAGAGACCUUAAUCCCCACCUAUUGAGAGAUCUAAGUUUACGUCCCAAAUGGAACCCUUUUCCAUAUAUAAUGCCCAACUUUUUACCAGGGCCCAUAAGACUAGUCAAAGAAUAGUGCACUAUAUAGGGAAUAGGGUUCCAUUUGGGACUCAAAUGUAUAGGGAAUAAGGUGCCAUUUGGGACACAAAUUUAGUGUCUGAAUGUAACAUGGUAUUAUGUAAGAGAAAAGGAGUGUUUAUUUAACUAAAUGUAUGUAUAGCUGCCUGCAACAACAAAAAAAUCUGUGAAAUGUUCAAACACGAGGAGCAAUAUUUUGUCAAUGGUAAUGCGAUAUUUUCAGUGAUCUAGUAAGUGUUAAAAACAAUGUAUUUUCUGUUGUAUUCUGUCAAAUAAACUUCAAUAUUUAUUCCUUAACAACACAAA